Messenger RNA from Botrytis sinoallii, 2014 nucleotides. RefSeq lists its product as uncharacterized. The coding region runs from base 236 to 1765 and encodes 509 amino acids. The record is from RefSeq and is a predicted model, not a curated record. The transcript has 3 exons. Gene Ontology annotation, molecular function: heme binding; oxidoreductase activity. Lineage: Eukaryota; Fungi; Ascomycota; Leotiomycetes; Helotiales; Sclerotiniaceae.
UGGGGAAUGCUUCUGCAAGUGAAGCUUGAUUCUGUUAAUUCAUCUUGGAUUAUAUUAAUUGUGUCUGGUGUCCCAGUGAUUGGAUUGUGCAUACCGACCUAUAUUUCAUUGAUUGUUAUUAUAUUUUGUAAUUUGUUUAUUUUUCCAUAGGUAUACGGGAUAUUUGAGGAUAGAAGGAUUGCAUCUAUUUGUUAUUGUUCGACUGUUGUAGAAAAGACUUCGAGGUUGUGUCAACAUGACGAAGACAUUUAAGGGUUCAGAAGUCUCAUCCCACAAUACACCAGAAUCCUGCUGGGUAUGCAUCAAUUCCACCGUCUACGAUGUCACGGAGUUUCUCCCCAAUCACCCCGGUGGAUCCAAAAUCGUUCUCAGUCUCGCCGGUAACGUUGACGCUACCGAGGAAUUCGAAAUGAUUCAUCCGCCCGGAACCCUCGAAGAGAAUCUCGACGCCUCCAAGAUCCUCGGCAAGAUUGAUGUUUCGGAACUAAAACAACCGAUUGAAGAGAAAACAAAGAGUUCUCCUGCUGAAGCUGCGGGUUCAAAAGAUACCGAUGAAGAUGCAAUUGAUGUAGAUGCGGAUGUCAAGACCCUUCUUAAUCUCGAUGAGAUUGAACAAUUGGCCACGAAGAAGAUUUCAAAUAAAUGCUGGUCAUAUUACUAUUCAGCGGCAGAUGAUCUUUGGUCGAAGAGCUUCAAUAAUGCGGUAUAUCGACAGAUUCUCCUGCGACCACGAGUCUUUGUCGAUUGCACAAAAUGUGAUUCUUCCACCACGAUACUGGGACAGAAGGUUGGAUUGCCGAUCUUCGUAUCGCCAGCAGCAAUGGCAAGAUUAGCCCAUCCGGCUGGUGAACAGGGCAUUGCUAAGGGAAUUUCGAACUUUGGUGCUGUGCAAAUUGUGUCGAAUAAUGCGAGCAUGACCCCUGAACAAAUUGUAGAGGGCUCACUACCAGGGCAGAUUUUCGGUUGGCAGUUGUAUGUGCAAAAUGAUAGGAAGAAGAGUGAAGCUAUGCUGCAAAGAAUUAAUGCUAUGAGUGAUAAGUAUAAGUUUAUCGUUUUGACUCUAGAUGCGCCAGUGCCGGGAAAGAGAGAACAUGAUGAGAGACAAAAGGAUGUAGGAGCUAGCCUACCUGUUUCUUCGGGAGUAAAAGCCAAGGAAAAUGUGGAAGAUAACAGUCCGCCGGCUGGCAAAGGAGGGGUGGGUAAACAACUGUUUAUGGGAACAGCCGCAGAUUUGACUUGGAAAUCUACCCUGCAGUGGUUGGCUAAACAUACUAAAAUGCCAAUUGUCUUGAAGGGUAUCCAGACCCAUGAAGAUGCAUAUCUAGCAUCCCAAUACGCACCACAAGUCAAAGGUAUUCUUCUUUCAAAUCAUGGAGGAAGAGCGUUAGAUACGGCACCACCUGCUAUUCACACACUCCUUGAGAUCCAAAAAUACUGCCCAGAGGUUCUCAGCAGGAUAGAAGUUUGGGUUGAUGGUGGCAUUAAGAGGGGUACAGACGUAGUGAAGGCUUUAUGUCUUGGAGCUAAAGCUGUGGGGGUCGGCAGAGCUGCAUUAUUUGGUCUUGGGGCUGGUGGUCCAGAGGGCGUGGAGAGAACGUUUGAGAUCCUGAAAGCCGAAAUGGAAACUUGCAUGAGACUUCUAGGCGUGGAGAAGGUCAGUGAGUUGGGUCCCAAACAUGUUAAUGCCAGAGCGGUUGAAAGGGAUCUGUAUGAUGGACAUCCAGGCUUGGAGAAAUUGGGAUUGUGGGUAAAAGCCAAUUUGUAGAUUUUCAAUGGGGAGCUGGAGUAGGUGGUGGUGUUGAUAUGUGUAAUUUUUGUCUGGUGUGUAUGGGGUGUAUAGAUUGUAGAUGGAUAGAUUGUAGAUGGUUAAUCACAUUUUCAAUCUAGCAUAUCUUAUUAGUACACGCUCAUUGGGAAAUGAUCGUGACUUCGUACAUGACUUCUGAAUACCUAAUAAUUGCACUUGAUGUUUUUACGUGAUACGCACUCACUCACUCGUCUUGAGAUUUAUCCG